AUGUCCGCGCUGGUCAUGAACGCGCCGCCCGCGCGGAAACCGGUGCCAGGCCGACCCCAGCCUGCUCCCGCGCCUGCUUCCUUCACGAUGCAACCCAAGCAGCCGCCUGCGCAGUACGGCCAGCACGACCGACUGCAUGGUCGGACACGUACCAACUCGUCCAACGCAAUCCCCUUCAACGACAACACCACCUCGCCGAACAACAUCUCGCCCGCGUACAGCAUGACCCAGCAGCAGCAGCAACAGCAGCAACAGCAGCAACAGCCGCCAUUCUCCGGUCAGCAAACCCGCCGAACGCUCUCCAAUGCAACCUCGUCCACAUCCUCGACCAACACGAACGCCAACCCCAACGCCGGCCUCCAGCGGGUCCCUACCAACUCCGGGUACAGCACGACCAGCGGAGUCAGACGCUCGACUUCAUCGCGGAGCAACUCCUCCGUCUCGCCCACAUCCUACGUAGCGUUGAUGCGUAAGCAAAAGGGCACUGUCUGGUGUGACAGAGCGCAACACGAAGACCCUCGAAUCCUGGCUGCACAAAGACAAGCAAAGAUGCGGGCAGCCGCGGAAGUAGCAGGAGGACACAGCUAUGCGUCGAUACGGACGAGCACUAGCAGUACAGGCGUAGUCGGUGGAGUAAGAAGCAAGAUCAGACACCAUGGCGCUCCCAAGGCGAGUGCUUACAACGCUACGGUCAUCAGCGGUGCUGGUGUGCCUAUGAGGCUGAGUGCUUCCGAGGUGGAUGACGGCAAUGACAGUGAUGAGGAUACUGGAGCUCGGCACCACGCCAGGAAUGGCAGCGGUAGGAGUAGUUUGGGUAGCGGUCGACGAGGUCACAGCUACCAAGCCUCAAGUCUGAACCACGGUUACAGCAACGGCUCGACCCCACCAGCACACAGCCCAGUCGACAGUAUGGGCGAACUGAGGGAGGAAGAGACGCCAAUGCCGAAUCAACAAGAGCAGGAAAGCUACUUCAGUGGACAAGAAUACGAAGCUGGUGAUGAGGAGAAGUUUGGCAGUGUCGGCGGCCUCCCCAAACCACUCGGCCCAACAGCCGAAGAGAAAGCCCAACGUCAAUCAACCGCCGAAGAUCUCAAACGAAGAGGCAGCGUAGACGACCGGACGAUGACGAUGAGCAACGUACGGCUCUACGUGGCGAAUCCCGAUUUGAGUGACUGA
Molecule: messenger RNA, 1176 nt
Organism: Zasmidium cellare ATCC 36951
Lineage: Eukaryota; Fungi; Ascomycota; Dothideomycetes; Mycosphaerellales; Mycosphaerellaceae
Exons: 1
Coding region: 1-1176 (391 amino acids)
Source: RefSeq, a predicted model, not a curated record